Lontra canadensis (Northern American river otter) is the source of this 10792-nucleotide messenger RNA. It is a transcript of the gene IQCN, whose product is annotated as IQ motif containing N. Gene Ontology annotation, molecular function: protein binding. The coding region runs from base 479 to 10792 and encodes 3437 amino acids. The record is from RefSeq and is a predicted model, not a curated record. Lineage: Eukaryota; Metazoa; Chordata; Mammalia; Carnivora; Mustelidae. The transcript has 7 exons.
UUCAAGCCCCACGUUGAGCGUAGAGAUUACUUAAAAGAAAAAUCUUUAAAAAAAGACAAAAACAAAAAGUGAGGUGUUCAACAAAUACCUUGAGACACAUGUAGGGGAAGAAUUUGGGGCCCCCUCUCUGCUCAGAGCCCUAAUUUUCUGUUCAGGACAGGCAGGUAGUAGGAAGCAACCGCCAUGACGGUCAGCACUGAUCUAGGCCCUGCCCCCAUGUUGGGUCAGCCUUCUAGAACCCCCUUCCCCCAGUAGCUGAUAGGGAUUGGCUGGAACUUGGCUGUGAGUCACAAAGCCAUUGUGGCACCAGGGCCCCAAGGCUGGCCAUUCGGGCUGGUGGGUUCAGCUUCAGGGGCAGAGCCAGUCAAGGGCAGUUUUGCUGCAUGUUGCAUGGGAUGAAGGGCUGAAUGAAGGCUGCUUCCUCUUGCAAGCUGGCCUCUGAGAUUGUACGUUCUCCUCCUGCUCCUCCUCCAACUCUAUGGCCCUCCAAGAGCUGACUCGCCCAGGAACCAAGACAAUGCAGGAAGCAGCACAGCUACCGUCGUCACCGGAUGGGCAGAGCCUCUACCAGCCCCAGUCCGUCUCCAGUCUCCAAGACAAAGCAGGGACACUGAGUCCGCAGCCUCAGCAUGAGCCAGUUGCGUCCAGGGAGACCCUUCUGCAACAGCAUGACAAGGAUGUGACGGUACCUCGUCACAUCCCACGUCUGCGGGCUGUGGUUGAGAGCCAGGCCUUUAAGAAUGUGCUGGUGGACGAGAUGGACAUGAUGCUGUCCCGGGCGGCCACCCUCAUCCAAGCCAACUGGAGGGGCUACCGGCUCCGGCAGAAGCUGAUCUCCCAGAUGAAGGCAGCAAAGGCCAUCCAGGAGGCCUGGCGACGCUUCAACACCAGGCGGCUCCUCCAUUCUGGCAAGCCCGUGGGAAAGAAAGUGAGUGUGGAUGAGGGUGACAUCCCUUACCACGCCCCCCAGCAGGUGCGGUUCCAGCCUCCAGGAGAGGUCAAGCCUCCUGUGGCCCAGCCCGUCAUGGUGAGCAAGGAGACCCAGUUCCCUUCCUCCGACAGCCUGGACACCUGCACCCACCAGCUGGCCCUGCUCCAGGCCCAGGGUGGUCCCCAGCCUGGCAUGCAGGCACCUGGCUCCACUGGGGGACCCAGCGUCACCUUCCUGCCCCACCAGACCAUUGCCAUCAGACUGCCAUGUCCGGUGAAUCUAGACGCAAAGUGCCACCCGUGCCUGAUGACGAGAACCGUCAGAAAUGCUUGCCUUGUCCAUGUAGAAGGGGACAUGGUGAAGACCAAGCAAGUAACCACCAGAGCCAACAAGACAGGAGCCCCGGGGCCGCCCCCAUGUGGGAGGUAUGCCCAGGCAGUUCACGGGUCCCUCAAGACCCAGACCCAGGGCCACGUGGAGACAGAGGUCCUCAAAACCCCACCCCAGACAGGCCCAGCCCUUGUGAUAAACAAGACCGCGCCCCAGAUGUAUCCGGCGACCACGAUGACCAAGACCCCGCCCCAGCCAUGUGUGGCGCCCAUGGUGACAAUAGCCAAGACCCCACCCCAGGUAUACCCAGCAGCCCCGAUGACCAAGACCCCAACCCAGAUGAACCCAGCGGCUGCUGUGACCAAGACCCCACCCCAGCCAUAUCCUGCUGUUGCAAUGCCCAAAAGCCCACUCCAGUCGUGCCUGGUGGCCAUGAUGAGCAAGACCCUGCCGCCGCCGUGCUCCACGCCCACAGUAAUGAUAACCAAGGCCCUACCCCAGACUUACCCAGUGGCCCCAAUGGCCAAGAGCCCACCCCAGACGUGCCCGGUGGCUGCGAUAGUCAAGGCUUCACCCCAGACAUCCCAGCCAGCCACCAUGACCAAGACCCCACUUCAGUCUGGCCUGGGGGGCAGGGCGAACAAGACCCCAACCCAGCCAUGCCCAGUAGCUCCCAUGUCCAAGACCCCCACCCAGAUGCGACCCACAGCCUCAAUGACCAACGCUUCACCCCAGACACGACCAGCAGCCAUGAUGGCCAAGAUCUCACCACAGAUAUGCCUUUUGGCCUCUAUGAUCAAGCCCCCAACCCAGACACGGCCUGUGGCCACCAUGGGCAAGGCUCCACCCCAGACGUGCCCAGUGCCCGCCAUGGCCAAGACUCCAGCCCAGAUGCGCCCGGCAGCCCCGAUGACCAAGACCCCACUGCAGACAUGUCCAGCCGCUGCCAUGGCCAAGACUCCAUCUCAGAUGCUCCCAGGGACCUCCAUGACCAAGACCCCUCCCCAGACGCGUCUGGCAGCCAUGGUCACCAAAACCCCAGCCCAACUUCGCUCCAUGGCCGCCAUCCUCAAGACCCUGUGCCUGCCACCUUCAGCAGCUGGAAAUCUGAAGUCUUCACCUCCGGCAACUGUGGCAGCUGGGAUUCCCAACGCCUCAUCCCGCACGUGUCUGAGCGGACCGAAGGCCAAGGCUACGGUGAACGCCAAGCAGACCGCCGGGAUGGUCCGGGUCUCUUCUCACUCCUACCUGGCUGAGGGAAAGGUCAAAUACUUUAAUGCACCACAUCUGGGGGCUGGGUCCCCCAAGGCUCCAGCCAGGCCUCCUUUGGAAGCUGAAAGAAUGAAGGCCUUUUCCCAGAAGCAGGUGAAAAUAGAAACAGGGUCCAGUUCCAGUGUGGCCAUCGAAAUGUCCCGGGCAUCCCCCUGGGUGAAAAUGGCCGAGGACAGGAACAAGUCCUCGUUACAGACAUGCCCGAGGACAGACGUUGUGAAGGUUCAGCCCCAGGUGUACGUGCCCAUGGAAACGGCCGUGGUUCUGCCCCGGGCACAGCUGGCCCCGUGUCCGACCAAGGUCCCACCCCAGACACAUCUGGAGACCUGUGUGGCCAAAGGGCUGCCCCAGGAGCAGCUGGCCACCUGUGCGACCACAGCCUCGUCCCAACUGACAGCAGCUCUGCCCCAGGCGCACCUGGGCACGUGUCUGUCCAAGACCCUGUCCAAGACCCUUUCCCAGGCCCAUCCGCCCACCAAGCUAACCAAGACCCCGUCCUUUGCACAUCUGGGCACGUGUCUGACCAAGGCGCAGUCCCGGGCGCAUCUGGCCAGCAGAGUGAUAAAGGUCCAGUCCAAAGCACAUCUGUCCACCGAGCUGACCAAGGCGCAGUCCCAGGCCCAGCUGGUCACAGAAACAGCCAAGUGCCUCUACGCAGCCCAGCACUCGGCCGAGCUCAGCGGCAAGACCCAGUCGCAGCCACUCCUGGCUGGGUUCAAGGUCUCCACUCAGCCCUGCAAGCAUACUGGUGCCCUUGGCAAUCUGCCCCGAGCCAAGCCAGAGGACAGACUGACCCAGAUCCAGCCCCACAGCUAUGUGCAGGGCAAAGGCACCCAGGGCCCAAGCCAGGGGCCCUGCGAGACCCAGAGCACGCUGGUGCCUCUGGUGGCCUCUGCUGGACACCCCACCUGUAACAUUGAAUCCUGGGGUGACAGUGGAGCCACCCGGGCCCAGUCACCGAUGCCCGGCCCAGCCACACCCUGUCCAGAAGAGCUGGCUGCCUCCCAGCUCGCCUCCCUGUGCGCCGAGCUGGCCGCUGAGCUGGGAUCCGAGGAGGACCUCCGCGCCCUAUUGACCAAAGCCCUCUCCCAGGGGCAAGUGAGGGCAGCCCUGAACCAGGCCCUGACCAAGAAAGCCCUGGGCUCCACGAUGGCCAAGGCCCUGCCCCAGGGCAAGCUGGGAACGGCGCUGAUGAAAGUGCUCUCCUGGGGCGAGCUGGGCCUUGCGUUGUCCCGCACCCUCUCCCCUGGCGAGCUGCGGGCAGAACUCACCAAGGCCAAGCAGGGUAAGCUGGCGGAUGUGCUCAGCAAGGCCCUGACGGAGGAGGAGUGGGCCGCUCUGAGCCAGGCCCUGUGUCAGGGGGAGCUGGGUGCUGUCCUCAGCCAGUCUUUGUCUCAGGCAGCCCUGAGGACUGGCAUCGUCCUCCCCAAGGCUGCCUCGAAAACAGCAGGAAGCAGGAUGUCUGUGAUUCCGGCCCCCGUGGAGGUGGACUGCAGGGGGAUCCCAGCGGCCGCGUGGGGGUCCGCCGUAGGCCCCGUGAGACCACAGCCCAGCAAGGUCAGGGUUCCCCAGGACGGGGCCUGGGAGGGCUUCUUCACAGGCUGGCCUGCCGGCUUCUUGGAAGAGAUGGGGGAUGGGGCCAUGUUCGGGGGGUCACCCUGCUCACCGGUAGUCUCUGUGGGUGCCUCCUUGGCCAGUAGAGUGAUCUCUGCCAUUCAUCAGCAUCCACUGAUCGCUGCCCUGGACCCCAGCAGGGGUGGCGGCUCAGACCUACAUCUGAACCCUGCGGUCAGUGAGGAAAACGUGCGCCUGCCCCCAGGGCCCAGUGAAUUAGCAUCAGAUCUCAACCCCGUGGAAAGUGACACGGGCCCCAGCUUACCCAAGCCACCCCACCUACAGCCGCCCCCCAGUCUGUGGCAGCCGCUUAUUGCCAAUGGUGUGGGCCCAAGCACCAGCCAGCAGUCGGUGGUGGCUGGUGGCACAGCCCGGAGCUCCCAUAGUCCACAUGCGGUCAGCAGGGUGGCCCCGCGUCCGUGGGCGUCGUCAGGGGAGGGCCGGGCGGCCUCGGGUGCGCGUGUCGGGGCGGCGGGUAGGGGGAGCGCCACACACUCCCACCAGUGCGCCGCUGCCUAUGGGGGAUCUGUUUGUUGGUGUCAGUACCCCGGGGUCAACAAGGUGCCCUCCAGCAUGUACCGAGCUUCUACCAAAGCUCGACGACAGCCAUCCAUGCUCCAAGAGGAGACCAUGCAGAAAACUCAGUCCCCAAAUCAUAAACGGGCCUCCGUAGACACUAGGGAGAGGAUCAACAAGGCCACCCCAGGGGCACUGAGGGGUGCCAGUGGGAGCAAAGUAUCCCUAGGCCAACCCCAGACCCCCAAGACCGGUGACACAACCCUGGGUCUCUUGCAUCACUCCAUGGCUCCUGGUCAUCGCUGGGCACUCAAGACUCAGGUGGAGGCUGGCAUGUUCCCAGCCUCCCCAGGGAGCAGGUCAGCACGCACCCUUUCCCGCACAGGCAUCCCCAGGCAGGAGAGGACUCGAACCCUGGGUGCCAGUGCCGGGGUACGCUGCGCUCCGGAGCAAGGGACUGGCCAUAUACUCAAUGAAGUGGCCAGUUUGGCCCAGAGUCCCGACAAUGACAUGGCUGGAAGCCUCUCCCAGGGCUCCACAGACUAUGGCCCAAAUGUGAGUAAUUCCCAGAGCUCGUUGCCUAGCGGCAGCUCACCCAGCCCCUCCACUAUGUCUGUGGCCAGUCUGACGGCCGUGGACCUGGUGGAGGAGGAGUCCUGGGAGGCCAGCUUCGACACCCUCCUCUCUGGCGAGGCUGUGGAGAGUCCCCAGGGGCCUAGAGACAGGGAAAAAACCAAGAGAGGAGGCGGGGGACAUACGUCUCCAAACCUCUACCCCCAGCCCUCUGCAGGCUCAGAGCUGAUACCGAUUCUGCACCAUAGUUCAGUGUCUGGCCGCAUGACCUUGAGUGUCCACUGGGGCUCAGAUGAUCAGGAGGAGAGGGAUGCGUCCUCAGGCCAAAGCUCCAUGGGUCUGACGGAAACAUUGCCCCAGAAAUCCUACAGGACAGGACUGACCAGAAGUUUGUCCUUGGAUAAUGUGGUUCCCACCAUGUAUCAGCAGCCAUCUGUGGCCUCCAGGCUGACCUCAAGCCUAUCCCAGCCAUUGGUAGUCAGUAAGGUGGCCCCAAACCCAGGCCAGCCAUCUGUGGUCAGUAAGGUCACCACCAGCCCAUCUGAAUUAUCGAUGGCUAGUAAGGUCAUCCCUAGCCUAACUGAGCCAUCUGUGUGUAGUAAGGUGAAUCUCGGCCUGGACCGGAAAUCUUGGACUAGUCAGAUGAACCCCAGCCUCGCCCAGCCAUAUAUAACCGGUGGGGUAGCCACAAACCUAGUCCAGCCAUCUGUGACUGGUGAGGUAGCUCCCAGCCUAGCCCAGCCAUCAGGGACCCAUGGGUUUGCCCCCAACCUAGCCCAGACAUCUAUGACCGGUGCGUUAGCCCCCAGCCUAACCCAGCCACCUGUGACUGGUAGGGUGGCUCCCAGUCUAGCCCAGGCAUCUGUGACCAGUGGGGUGGCUACAAGCCUAGCAUGGGGAUCUAUGACUGGUGGGGUGGCCCCCAGCAUAGCCCGGCCAUCUGUGAUCAGUGGGGUGGCCUCCAGCCUAGCCCAGGCAUCUCUGACUAGUGUGGUGGCCCCCAGCCUAGCACGAGCAUCGGUGACCAGUGGGGUGGCCCCCAGCCUAGCCCGGCCAUCUGUGACAGGUGGGGUGGCCCCCAGCCUAGCCCAGGCAUCCAUGACCAGUGGGGUGGCCCCCAGCCUAGCCCGGCCAUCUGUGACAGGUGGGGUGGCCCCCAGCCUACCCCAGGCAUCUAUGACUGGUGGGGUGGCCCCUAGCCUAGCCCGGCUAUCUGUGACCAGUGGGGUGGCCCCCAGCCUAGCACGGGCAUCUAUGACCAGUGGGGUGGCCUCCAACCUAGCCCAGGCAUCUGUGACCGGUGGGGUAGCCCCCAGCCUAGCCCAGGCAUCUAUGACCAGUGGGGUGGCCCCCAGCCUAGCCCGGCCAUCCAUGUCUAGUGGGGUAACGCCCAGCCUAGCUAAGCCAUGUGUGGCCGAUGCAAUGACCCCCAGCUUAACUAAGCCAUCUAUGACUGAUGGGGAGGGUCCCACUAUAGCGCAGCCAUCAGUGACUGGUGGGGUGACCCCCAGCCUAACCCAAGCACCAGUGGCCUGUGUAGUGGCCCCCAGCCUACACCAGCCAUCAGUGACCAGUGGAGUGGCUCCCAGCCUAGGCCAGCCAUCAGUGGCCUGUGUGGUGGCUCCCAGCCUAGCCCCACCAUCAGUGGGUUGUGUGAUGGUCUCCAGCCUAUGCCCGCCACCUAUGACUGGUGGGGUGGCCCCCAGCCUAGCCCAGCCCUUUGUGGCCAAUCGGGGGCCCCUCAGCCUCUUCCAGCCAUCGGUAAUUGCUGGUACCAGUUGUGCAGCUGGUCAAUCAGGUUGGGCCCCUAAGGUGGGUUCAGAUCUACCGUCAAGGGUGAGUGCAGUGGCCCCCAGUCUGGGUCAUCCGUCAUUGGUCACUGAAGUCCCUUUGAGUUCAUCAUAUUCUUAUGCCACUAGCAGCACCGGCCCAGACCUGAGCCAGUCACCUGUGGCCACCAGCAUGGCCCCCUGUCAGGAUCCCGUAAUGGUUGAUGGAGUAGCCUCGAACCCCCAGGCCCAUGAGUUCAGCCAGGUGUCGCUGACGUUUCAUCAGCCACUCGGAGUCAGCAGGGGGCACCCAAGCGUCACAGAACAUUCUGCUGUCCCUCUCUCAGCCCCAGAUCUCUUCCAGGCAUCUGGGGCUAGUGGAGAGGACUCUUGUCUAGACCAGGGAACCAAUCCAUGUCCUGGGGCUCUGUUCCCGGGUGUGGCUACAGGCCUUGGUCCAGGCACUAUGGCUGCUGGCCUGUUCCCAAAUAUGUCUCGAGGGACCCUGGCUGCUGGUAUGUUCCUGAGUAUGUCUCCAGGGUCUCUGUCUCCGGGCAUGACAGGGAGUGUGUGCCAGAGAAGUGUGGCGACUGGUAUGGGCCCAAAUCAGUUUCAGGGGGCCAGUGGCUUGGAUCCCCGUGCAUCUCCGGCCUCUGGGGCAGGUGCCCCUUUGAUUCAUGAGCAAGCCUCAGAGGUGGGUCCUGGUUUCUCUCGGGCUUCAGUGCCCAACAGACUGGGUAUGAGUCCAAUCAAGUUUUCUCAGGCCGAUGCAGGCCCCAGCAUGUCUCAGGUCAAUGUUGAUAUUCCAAUAUCUUUGAACCAGCAGCAUCCUUCUGUGACCACAGUCGUGGCACCUGGUUAUGAACAAGCAAAUGAUUUCAGUCAGGAGCCUGUAGUGGACACAGCUAGUGGCCUGGUUCCAGGUUCUGUACCCAGUAGGAUGACCACAGCCAUGGCCCCAGGUACCGUGGCCAGUGGUGUGGCCCCCAGCCUUGCCCCAGGGUCUGUGAUCAGGGGCGUGGGCCAGAGCCUGCCUCCAGGAUCUGUGAUCAGUGGUGUGCCUCCCCACCUUCCGCCCGGUUUUGUGGUCAGUGGUGUGCCUCAGAACCUUCCCGAAGGGUCUGUGAUCUAUGGUAUCAGCCACAGCCUUCCCCCAGGAUCUGUGAUCAGUGGCAUGGGCCAGGGUCUUCCUCCAGAUCCCGUGGCCAGUGCUGUGGCCCAGAACUUUCCUCCAGGUUCUGUGGCUAGUGGGGUGCCCCCUAGUCUGAUUGCAACAUCUGGGGCUGGUGGGAAGGGACAAAGCUUUGUAAGACCCUCAUUUAGUUUCACUGUUCCAAGCCUGAUCUCGGGUUCAGUGGCGGGUGGGAUGGUCCCGGGUGUGUCUCCCAGGCCUGUGACCUCUAGUGUGGUUCCAGCCAUAGAUUCUGGGGAACUGAAUCAGGGCCUGAUGCUGGAGUCCACGGAUAAUGUAGCUGGCCUGCCGUCCACAGUGGGAAAUGUGGCCCAGAGCCUUCCCCAGGGGUCCAUGUUGAUUGGGAUCACUCCCCGUCCUUACCAUGGAGCCCUGGCUAGAGAAGGGUCUACAGCCCCCUUCCAGGGAUCCCAUGUCACUGGCCUGGCUCAGCUGCAUCCCCAGGCCUUGGAAGCUAGCGGCACAACCAGGAGAGUACACCGGGUGCCCACAGUUCUUCAAAGGGCCACCCAGUUGAGCCAUGCUCUUGAGAUGAUGUCAUUUGAGACCACAGAUGACCAGGUCAUGAGGAAGCCAGAGGACCUGAGCCAGGCCGUGUCCCAGGUGUCCGUAUCCAGUGCGGAGUCCAUGGUCCUUGACGCAACCCCAUGGAUGCCCCAGAAUCCCCCAUCAGCGGACGUCAGCCACAGCCACAGCCAGCAAUUCUUUCCCGAUGGCCAAAGGCCGUUGUUGGAGAUGGUUCCCAGCCAGACCAAAUCUCUGACCAGUGGUAUGGCUCCUGUCCCGCCCCAGUCCCUGAGUUUUGCCAAGCCCUCGAUGGCUGGGAGCACCACCCUAACUCUGCCGCCGAGGUCAGCCACCAGCUGGGGGGCUCCCAGUUCCCACUUUGUGACUGCUAGCACAGCUUCCAGUGUGCACAUAGAGUCUGUCAAGGCUGUUGGGGCCCCCUUGGCUCGACGGGCAUCGGUGGCUCACAUUGUGCCCCAGAGCCCCUCGGUGACUCACGUGGUGCCCCAGGGCCAUCCCCACAAGAUGGGGGCUUCUCCCAUAGCCUCAGCAUCCCCUAAGCUGUCCCAAAGCCGUUCUAGGGCCUCCAGUGUUCAUCCAGGGUCUGUAGUGGGGGUGGGGACCCCAAGCACUUCCCAGAAGUCAGGGACCACCUACAAGGCCUCUCAUGUGCUGUAUCCACCCAUGGCUGGUGGGGUGGGAUCUGGUGGCUUCCAGGUAGACGUGGUCCCCAGGGCCCACAAGAAGCCAGCACCUGGGGACCUGGCUCAGAGCAGCCACAAAUCUCUUGGCUCCAGAAAAUCCUAUAGGUCCGUGCAUGGUUAUCUUGUCUCAGACAUGCUAGACAGUAAUGUUGCCAGGGUGGUGCCCUUGUACGACGUGCAGGAGCAUGUCCCUAGGUCCUCUCAGGAGAGUCCCGGGCACGCCGAGAGCACCCCACCAGCGGUGACACCUAUCAUCCGCACCAUGGAUAUGGCCCCCAAUGUGGCUGCCCCUAGGCUGCACCCAGGUUUUCGGAGGGUGUCUCUGGGCUAUGAGUCUUCACCUGACGGUUCCCGGAGGCCCCUUUUUACCCCGGAGUCAACGCCGGGCUCCUGGGAUUUCCAGAGCGCCGUGGUUCCCGCAGGCUGUCGGAGGGUGUCCCUGACUCCCACUGUACUCCAGGGCCCUGUGGACGCUGGCAUAGCUGGUGGCCAAGCGUGGAACUCUGCCGCCGUCCCCAGUGGAGCGGCUGGGCCCACGACCAGCGCCGUGGCCCCUGGCGGCGCAUGGGAUCUGGCUUCGGGGCCCUGGGACACCAUGGGCAGAGAGGCAGCGGUGGACCCCAGACAGUCGGGGGAACAGGUGACGUCACUGCAGGCUAUGGAGAAGGUCGUCACCCAUGCCGUGGUCACCAUCCAGGCGUGCGCCCGCGGCUACCUGGUGCGUCGAACCAUCAGGGUAUGGCACCAGUGGGCUGUCAUCAUCCAGGCCGCCUGGCGCGGCUACCGCGUUCGGCGGGACUUGGCCCGGCUCUCUCAAGCGGCCACCACCAUCCAGGCCACAUGGCGAGGCUUCCGCACCCGCCGGAUAGAGACCCAGCUGCAGUCGCUCCCCGGUGUGUGGACCAAGGCGGACGGCAGGACCAGGUCCACAUCGGACCACCGCUGUUUCCAGUCCUGCCAGCCGCAUGUCUGUCCUUACUGCCAGUCCCUGAGCCCCAACCUGGGAAGCCCGCCCAGCGUGGUGAUGCUCGUGGGCUCCAGCCCCCGCACGUGCCACAUGUGCGGCCACACCCUGCCCACUCGGGUGGUGCACGGUGUGGGUCGGGGCUCCAGGGUCCAGGCCAGCAUGCCGUGGGGCUGCGACACCCCGAGGGCCUCCCAGAGCCCCCAACAGUCCCAUCGCCAGAAUAAGGCAGCCACGACCAUCCAGUCAGCCUGGAGGGGCUUUGCCGUGCGCCGCCAGCUGAGGCAGCAGCAGAUGGCCGCGAGGAUGCUUCAGGCCAACUGGCGCGGCCACCACACCCGGGUCUCCCUCACUCCAGAUGCACUUUUGGGAGCAGCAACAUGGGACAACCCAGAGGACACGCAGUGGCCGGGCGUCUAG